Messenger RNA from Onychostoma macrolepis, 591 nucleotides. Its product is annotated as trace amine-associated receptor 1-like. Gene Ontology annotation, cellular component: membrane. Lineage: Eukaryota; Metazoa; Chordata; Actinopteri; Cypriniformes; Cyprinidae. Gene Ontology annotation, biological process: negative regulation of smooth muscle contraction; adenylate cyclase-activating adrenergic receptor signaling pathway; norepinephrine-epinephrine-mediated vasodilation involved in regulation of systemic arterial blood pressure. Gene Ontology annotation, molecular function: norepinephrine binding; beta2-adrenergic receptor activity. The transcript has 3 exons. The record is from RefSeq and is a predicted model, not a curated record. The coding region runs from base 1 to 591 and encodes 196 amino acids.
AUGGAUGGCCAAAUCAACAUCAGCCAAAUAACAAUCUGGGAAAAGCCUUUUCUCUGUUAUGAGUUUAGUAACAGGUCUUGUCAGAAAUUUGUCUAUCCUUUGGAAACCCGGAUAUUACUCUACAUCCUUUGUAGUGUCUCUUCAAUUAUCACAAUCAUAGGAAACCUGCUUGUGAUUAUAACGGUCAUUCAUUUCAAGCAGUUUCACACACCGACUAACUACCUCAUCCUGUCUCUGACCGUGGCCGAUCUGCUUGUCGGAGGAGUUGAGAUGCCUCCCAGCAUGCUGCGCUCCAUCGAGAUGUACUGGUAUCUGGGAGAUUUGUUCUACAGAUACUAUGCCAUAUAUCACCCCUUUCAAUAUCACAGUAAAAUGACAUCGCUUGCCACACUAGUUAUGAUUAUUAUCUUCUGGACUGUUUCAGCUGCUCUGGGGUUUGGCACGAUCUUCUUGGAGCUUAAUAUUAUUGGUGCUAAAGAUUUUUACUAUGAAAACGUUAAGUGUGAUGGAAGUUGCACACUGUUUCAGAGCAGAGAGGCAGCUACUAUAAUGUCAUUGGCCUGUUUUUGCAUUCCUGCAUCUUUGCUUUAA